AUGAUAAUACAGAUGUCCGCGUUUCCACAGCGACCGUCAAAUGUCGUUUUUAUAAUGGUUGAUGAUAUGGGUUGGAACGACGUGUCAUUUCACGGCUCGGAUCAAAUUCUGACUCCAAACAUCGACACGCUGGCAUAUCAAAGCGUGAUACUUCAGCAGUAUUACAGCGAAGCCAUAUGUACACCAGCACGCACUGCUCUGCUAACUGGAAAGUACCCUAUGCGUCUAGGUAUGCAUGGACAACCACUAUUUAAUUCUGAGGACCGAGGUAUACCGCUGACGGAGCGUUUACUCCCAUCAUACUUGAAAGAAUUGGGUUACAGCACGCAUUUGGUGGGUAAAUGGCACGUGGGAAUGUCUAGAGAAGAAUACCUACCGACCUCUCGCGGCUAUGAUUCUCACUACGGUAUGAGAGGGGGAUACGUCGACUAUUACACAUAUAAUAAAGUUGAAACGUGGCCAAAUGGUCGUCAAAUGUUCGGUUUGGACUUGUACGACGACGGAGUGCCGCAAGAUUCGGAGCAGCGAUACAUUGUUGAUGCAUUAACCGACAAAGCAGUUAAAAUUAUCCACUAUCAUAACUCAUCUCGGCCGCUGUUCCUGCAUGUGACACACAACGCGCCUCACGCCGGGAAUGACGGUGGAGCGCUGCAACCUCCGCUGUACUCCCAUGUAAAGCAUAAUCAUAUUGCCAACCCGAAUCGACGACUUUAUGCAGAAAUUGUGACCCACAUAGAUCGAAGUGUUGGCAAAAUUGUCCGAGCUCUUGCAGACAAACAAAUUCUAGACGACACCAUCAUAAUAUUUGCUUCAGACAACGGAGCCCCAACUGUAGGAGAAUUUAGAAACUGGGGCGUUAAUUUACCAUUCAGAGGGAAAAAGUACACUCCAUGGGAGGGUGGAGUUAGAGUGCCCGCGUUUAUAUUUCAUUCUGCACUCAGACCUAGAGUUUGGCAAGGUCUAAUGCACAUUACCGAUUGGUUACCAACAUUGACAGCCGCAGCGGGGGGCAACGUGCCUUCAAACUUAGAUGGAGUAAAUCAGUGGGAUGCCAUUAUCCGAGAUAAGAUGUCGAAACGAUCUGAAGUCUUAAUUGCCGUUGAAGACAGUGCUACAAAUGCAUGGGCUGCAUACAGAGCGGGUGAUUAUAAAAUCGUUGUUGGAAACGUUACUGGUGUCAGUAAUGGUUAUUAUGGAGCUGAAUUUUUGGUAAACAAAAAGACCCCACCGGAAUAUUAUUCUUCUUUAAGAUGUUGUGAAGUUGCCACAUCAUUCGAAGAAAUGGGUAUAUUUUUAGAUUUAAAAGAAGUAAGGACAAGGAGGAAAGAAGCUACAAUACAACAAGAAGAUACUGAAAGAGAUCCCACACCAUGUCUGCCUUCUCCAACUCGCGGAUGUCUUUUCAACGUUCGUCGAGAUCCGUCAGAAGGGCACGAUCUAUGGGCACGAGCAAGCAAAAUUGCUACCUUAUUGACAAGUAGGCUCAGAGGAUUAUGGGCGUUUCAACAACGGCGAGGUGCCCUUAACCUUAACAUUCAAUCUGAUCCAGCCAAUUUCAACUACGUUUGGUCACCUUGGCUCACACAACAAAGAGCAAACAAUACUAUAGUCAACUUGAAAGUGAAGCCGUUAGAUAAAAAGAAGACUGAUAAGUUUAAUCUAGCGAUAAACUUCAAUCAACGAAGAUCUGGAAACAGAAACACAACAGUCGCGGCGGUCAUCAAUUGUGAUGGAAUGGGGCUAUCUCAUAUUGUGUAUUGGUUGUUGACCAUUAGUAUAACAGUUGUAUCAUGUACAGUGCCUAAACCAAAUAUAGUGUUUAUAAUGGCUGAUGAUUUGGGAUGGAAUGAUGUCAGUUUUCACGGUUCCGACCAAAUUCCGACACCAAACAUAGACCUAUUGGCAUUAUCGGGUGUCGCUUUUGGGCGGUAUUAUAGUCAUGCCAUGUGCACGCCUUCCCGUGCAGCUUUUCUUACCGGAAAAUACGCACACAAAACUGGCAUGCAGGGAUACCCCUUAGUAAUGGCUGAAGAUAGAGGAAUUCCUGUUACUGAGAAACUAUUACCUCAAUAUUUGAAGGAAGCUGGAUAUGCGACUCAUUUGGUCGGAAAGUGGCACGUUGGUUUAUCACGCAAUGAAUUUUUACCAACUUCGAGGGGGUUUGACAGUCAUUUUGGCCACCGAGGAGGCUUCAUGGACUACUACGAGUAUACCCUCGAAGAAAAUGUUGGUCCCUUGGGAACAGUUUCUGGUUACACAUUAUUUAAAAAUUUAACUCCCGCCUGGGAUGUGGAAGGUUACAUCACAGAUGUUUACACAAGCCAUGCCGUAUCUGUAAUUCAGCAGCAUGAUGUGACAGCACCUCUAUUUUUGAUGGUUUCACAUAACGCAGUACAUUCGAGCAAUGACGCUUCACUAUUGCAAGCACCACCCGAAGAUGUUAGGAAAAUGAGACAUAUUGAGAUGGCUUCUAGAAGAUUAUUUGCUGCUAUGCUCAAGAAGCUUGACGACGGUGUUGGCGAAAUAGUUAAGGCUCUUUAUAACAAACAAAUGUUAGAAAACACAAUAAUUGCGUUUGUUUCUGACAAUGGAGGUAUGACUGGCGGCCAACAUAUAAAUUAUGCAUCUAAUUAUCCAAUGCGAGGGACCAAAAUGAGUCCUUUUGAAGGAGGAGUAAGAGUCGUUGGACUCGUGUGGAGUACCAGUUUAAAUAAUUCAGAUCAUUAUUGGGACGGUUACAUGCAUGUCGCAGAUUGGGUGCCGACGUUGCUAAGCGCUGCUGGAAUGGAGAUCCCUUCAGGCCUAGAUGGAAUCAAUCUCUGGGAAGUUAUUAAUUCAAAUGAAAAAUCCAAAAGGACAACAAUGUACGAAAUCGAUGAUUAUACAGGAUAUGCUUCGAUAACAACUGGAGAAUACAAAUUAGUGAUGGGCAAUAUUAUUGAAAGUUUCACUAAAUAUUAUGGUUCAAAUUUGCAAGGUGUUAUUGGUAAGGUGCCUUUGUACAGUGAUACUGUAUUGGAUUGUAGUGUAUACAAUAUUCUGCAUGCAAUUGGACGGCCGUUUAGUAUGAACAAUUUGACGUUACGAAGUAAAUCAAUAAUAAAAUGCAAUUCAACUUCAGCCUCUGUAUGUUUGCCUACUAACGACACGGCGUGUUUAUACAAUAUUGUGAAAGAUCCGUGUGAGACAACAAACUUGUCAGAGAUUUACCCCGAAUUAGUUCAAACAAUGAAAUUUCUAUUACAAAAGGAGCAAGCCACAAGAAUACCUAGAAAGGUACCAAUGUAUAGAGACCCAUUAGCGGCUCCAAGUAGAGCGAAUUAUACGUGGGCUCCUUGGUUACCGGAUUCAAAUGUUCGGACUGUAUUGAAAGAAGAAUGUUAA
This is a messenger RNA of Arctia plantaginis, 3384 nucleotides long. NCBI's taxonomy places the organism in Eukaryota, Metazoa, Arthropoda, Insecta, Lepidoptera, Erebidae. The record is from the annotation of a GenBank genome assembly.